AUGGCGUCGCCGCCCGGCCACCGCCGGGCCAGCGCACCGCGUCAGGCGGCGGCGGCGCUCCUGCUCGCCCUGUCCUGCUGCUGCUGCUUCCGCGGCGCGAGGCCGGCGCCGCCGAGGGUGCCGGCGGUGAUCGUGUUCGGGGACUCGACGGUGGACACGGGCAACAACAACGCGAUCGGCACGAUCCUCAAGAGCAACUUCGCGCCGUACGGGCGCGACAUGGCCGGCGGCCCCCGGCCCACGGGGCGGUUCUGCAACGGGCGCCUGCCGCCGGACUUCAUCUCCGAGGCGCUCGGCCUGCCGCCGCUGGUCCCGGCCUACCUCGACCCCGCCUACGGCAUCCAGGACUUCGCCCGCGGCGUCUGCUUCGCCUCCGCCGGCACCGGGCUCGACAACAAGACCGCCGGCGUCCUGUCAGUGAUCCCGCUGUGGAAGGAGGUGGAGUACUUCAAGGAGUACCAGCGGCGGCUGCGGCGGCACGCCGGGCGCGCGCGGGCGCGGCGCAUCGUCUCCGACGCGCUCUACGUCGUCAGCAUCGGCACCAACGACUUCCUGGAGAACUACUUCCUGUUCGUGACCGGCCGGUUCGCGGAGUUCACGGUGGCGGGGUUCGAGGACUUCCUGGUGGCGCAGGCGGAGCGGUUCCUCGCCGAGAUCCACCGGCUGGGCGCGCGGCGGGUCACUUUCGCCGGACUCAGCCCCAUCGGGUGCCUGCCCCUGGAGCGCACCCUCAACGCGCUCCGCGGCGGCUGCGUCGAGGAGUACAACCAGGUGGCCCGGGACUACAACGCCAAGCUGCUCGCCAUGCUCCGCCGCCUCGCCGCGUCGCGCCCGGCGCUCAAGGUCGCCUACAUCAACGUGUACCAGAACAUGCUCGACCUCAUCACCGACCCGUCCACGCUGGGGCUGGAGAACGUGGAGGAGGGGUGCUGCGCGACGGGGAAGGUGGAGAUGUCCUACCUGUGCAACGACAAGAGCCCCCUGACGUGCGAGGACGCCGGCAAGUACUUCUUCUGGGACUCGUUCCACCCCACCGAGAAGGUGAACCAGUUCUUCGCCAAGAAGACGCUGGACCUGUGCUACGAGCAGCUCUUCUGACGCACAGAUGCAGUACAAUUUAGUACAUAG
Messenger RNA from Panicum hallii, 1128 nucleotides. Its product is annotated as GDSL esterase/lipase At4g26790-like. The record is from RefSeq and is a predicted model, not a curated record. The coding region runs from base 1 to 1098 and encodes 365 amino acids. Lineage: Eukaryota; Viridiplantae; Streptophyta; Magnoliopsida; Poales; Poaceae. The transcript is spliced from 3 exons. Gene Ontology annotation, molecular function: hydrolase activity, acting on ester bonds.